Messenger RNA from Anopheles coustani, 3274 nucleotides. RefSeq names its product putative phosphatidate phosphatase. The transcript has 6 exons. Gene Ontology annotation, molecular function: phosphatidate phosphatase activity. NCBI's taxonomy places the organism in Eukaryota, Metazoa, Arthropoda, Insecta, Diptera, Culicidae. Gene Ontology annotation, biological process: phospholipid metabolic process; signal transduction; phospholipid dephosphorylation. The record is from RefSeq and is a predicted model, not a curated record. Bases 280 to 1440 code for a protein of 386 amino acids.
UGGAUGAUAAACUUGUGAAGUUUUCCCACGACGACGGAGACAUUUGCCUGCUAAAGUGCUGGUGAGGUGUGAGCGUACGGCACUCCGCAGUAUACCGCGGGUUGUUGUUUAUUUCGCGAAUAAACAUUAGGUCGCGCCGAUGCGCAUCAUUUACAGGCCGGUGCUCGUAGUGUUGACUUGUAUCAGAGUGUGCGUUGGAGGCGCUUGCCCAGCGUUUAUCAGUGCAUGAUACGCGCGGCUCGCGAUCGUGCUAGAUUGGCCCUGCGAGACAUUCCAUAAAUGUCCCACGACGCGAACGAAGCGCCCAGUGAAGCUACACCUUUGCAGCGAGAAACCCAACAGUACCAGACAGUCCUACACGGGGUUAGCUCGCACAACAACGCGAUUCCUCCGUCGUCAUCGGUGACGGUGAACGAAAUAGGCAUCAGCAGUAGCAACAGCAGCAGCAACACUAGUGCUAGCAGUGUUUUACCUUCAGGGGCGGCCUCAAGUGAACGUGAACCGAUAGUAUCCCCCGCGAACGGACGCAAGACCGGCCGAACAAACGGCAAGAUGGAUGACACCAAAAAGGUGCUGCUCAAAGUUGGCUUCGACUUUCUUAUCCUGUGCUGCGUUGGAUUCCCGAUUUUAAUAUUCUUCGUCGCCGGCGACCCAUUUAAGCGAGGAUUCUUCUGCGACGAUGAAUCACUCAUGCACCCGUUCCAUGACUCAACGGUUACGAAUUGGAUGCUGUACAUCAUUGGACUGGCGUUGCCGAUAAUUGUGAUUCUCCUCACGGAAGUGAUUCGAGGACGGAGAAAAACCUCCGAAGCGCACCCACUAAAGGUGUGGAACUACAACAUUCCCUUCUGGGUCGUGCAGGCCUACAAAUCGAUCGGCAUGUUUGGCUUCGGUGCCGCCGUCAGCCAGCUGCUGACGGACGUCGGCAAAUACACCAUCGGACGGCUGCGGCCGCACUUCUUCGACGUCUGCCAGCCCCAGAUGAGAGAUGGUACCUUCUGCAACGCCACUAUCAAUCAAGGCAAAUAUAUAACGGACUUUGAAUGCACCAGCAUGAAAUCUUCCACCCGUAUGCUGAAGGAGAUGCGUCUGUCGUUCCCGAGUGGACAUUCCAGUUUCUCGAUGUACACGCUCGUUUUCUGCGCCAUUUUCCUGCAAGCCCGCAUGAACUGGCGUGGAUCGAAGCUGCUGAAGCAUUUCCUCCAGUUUCUGUUGAUUCUCCUCGCCUGGUACACCUGCCUGAGCCGCAUUUCCGACUACAAGCACCAUUGGUCGGACGUACUGUCCGGGGCCGUACUGGGCGCAACGGUGGCAAUCGUGGUAUCGAACUUCUGCACCGACCUGUUUAGUAUGGCGCGCAAACGUGCACAAGGCCCAAUGUCAUCCUCUCUGCCGCAGACACGCUACGAGCUUAGCGCCAACCAUGCCAAUGGAAACUAAAAUGAAAGAAAGAAUACAGUGAAUGCAAUUUUAAACAAACGUUAAAACGAUGCAGGAGGUGGAGGUAGUCUGUCGAAGUCGGCCCGGGUGGAACACGCCGCUACGUCCUGCCCGGGGAAGAAGUUGAACGUCAAAGUUCCUUGCCAAAAUGUGGGGGAAAGCGCGCAUCCAAUGCAAACCUGUGCAAACCUUUGGGAAGAAAGGGAAAACUAGAAACAGAUGCCAAGCGUGUGAGUGUGUGCCGCAAAACUUAAUACGACCAACGUAGCGUACUAAGUAGAGGGUAGCAGCGGCCCUACGUUAGUGAGACGUUAUUUAUUAUGUUUAUUCCAUAAGUAGUCCGGUAGAAGAGUAUAGUGUAGGGUAUAGGAUUUUCUAUUUGUUUAAUUUACGGCCUAGCCUAGUAGAGAAUUGCCCAGUUCAGUGCCGUGUGACUGAAAAGACUAAAACAACCUACCGUACGCUCUAGACAUUGGUAUGAUCAGCGUUGGAAAGACACACCACUACUACUUCAAGGCCAAAUUAAUCAGUUGAAAAACCGCGCCGUCGACUUUUCAAAAUUAAGGCUGCUCUCAGUAAGAUACGAUUCCGUAGUGCUACUUUUAGAGCCACAAUGUUAGUUGUUUAUUUAUAGCAAGACGUAAAAACUUACCUGUAACCAUCACGAAUAGGAUAUAAUAAAAAGGCUAGACAUUCAUCAUUACAUAGAAAAUCGUUACACAACUCAAUAUGGUUUCAAACCGAUUAGAAAGAAGGGAAUGUUUUACCGAAUAUACAAUUUAUGUCGUAUAAUUUUACACGGUGGCAAAAAAUAAUUUAAAAUCCGAUUUCAAACCAAAAUCAUCGGUAAUGAAUGAGUAAUGGUAAUGAAAUAAUAUCAAAUGAAUUACGAAAUCAAAUGAAAUUAAGCUGGAAUCACAUGGUAUAACAUUAGCAAAAUCACGAAUUUGAAACGUUUGAAAAGCAUGUUUGAAACGUAAAUUUGAAAUGAGCAGCAUACCAUUCCCAAUAAAUUAACAAACCUAAAGAAAUGGAGUUAAAACCCUCAGUGUACUGUUCGUCAAGUAUCGUAAAUAUUGAAAGCUACUUCUCACACAAGUAAGUUUGCUUAUUUAGAAAAUUCAGUAGGUUAUAUCACGGAUUUCGCACCACGCAAGUUUUCAUUUGUAUUUCGCGUUCUCGGUUCAAUUCAUAGGAGGAUACACGGAUAAAAAGUGAAUAAGUUGAAAUGAAUCAUUAUCCUAAAAUAAAAAUUCUCUGACUAUGCAAAUAAAUGACUGAACACGUCAAAAUUUAAACACUGUCGAAUAUCGUACGACCAAAAAUAAGGAUGAAGCAAGACUUCAUGUUUCUAAUCGUCAUUCUGGAUUUUCCUACUGAACAAUAGCUUUCACUUUUAUGAAUGCUAAAAUUUUUUGUUAAUAGUUUUUUUAACCUACUGUUAAAAUUAAUCAUUCCAGUUGAAGUGGAAAUAAAAUGCUGGUAAAGAUAAUUUUUAGAACACUUACGCGGUCAUUCAUAACCGUUAUACUAAUGAAGGAAAAUGCUCGAAAUCUCACUCCUCACUUUUUCUCACUUACGAAUGCAACGUGAGAUAGCAAAGGCUCCUGAUGAAAUGUCUCAACUCGUAAUUGAACUACGUAAACUAUUAUAUGUAACUAAAAUAAUCGUUAAUGAUCAAUUCGAUAUAUGCAUCGCAUUUAAGUCAAUUAUUUCAGUCAAUUCAUCAUCAGUAUUGAAACGAAAAUUAAAGGUAGGCGGUUUGAAACCGAGCGAGAGAGACAAAUUAGCGUGGAGAAACUAAAUUUGUAGCAAUGUGUUUGAAUUCGCUUAC